CCUUACCCGUUUCAUUUGCUUUUCCGAACUAUUGAAUACUGCAUUUGGUUUUGGUAAUGGUAUUACGUAAAAGAUAAUGAACAAAGCUGAUGUUGUGAGGCAAUCUACGUUUAAUCCCCUCUGCAAACAUUAUCGGAUGAUCGCUGUAUAAACCAAGAAAAGAAUGGACUGCAGACAGAAAAGCCAUCUUACAUUGCUAUUUUAAAUUAGAGAUGGAAAUGAAACAUUCUUCUUCUUAUGAAUCAAAGCGGAAAGCUCAGAAAGAAGAAUCAAAUGAAUCUAAUACUGUGUUUAAAAAGGCACGACAUGAGUGGCAGAUAAAAGGCGAGUCAACCAAAGGCAUUAAAGUACAUGAGAGUAGACUGGCAACUGAGCUACACCUAAAUCAUGGAAGGGCCAACCAAAACAUUGUGACAGUGCACAGAAAGCAUCCAGAGUAUGCAUCUCCCACAAUUAUUGACUCACCAGAUUGUAACAGGAUAUCAUGUCAGAGUGAAAUCGAGCUUGUUAGUAACCCAGAAUUUCCAACACUUGACCAGACAUCAAAUGAGACAAGGCGGAGAAGGUUUAAUGGACAUCCUGCAGAAAGUAUUGAAUCUCAGAAUCCAAGACAAACUUCAAAUGGUUCUGAUCCUGUAGCUAGUGACAGGAUAACAUCCAAUAAUUCCAUUCAUAAUUGUGAUAUCACACAAGCCAAAGGGAGUGAUCCACCUGUACCCAAGUUUCAUUUACAAGAUCAAAAUUCAUCUUCAAAUAAUAGCAGGAGAGAAUACAAUCCUCAUUCUUCAACAAGAAGUUCGACAAUUUCAAAUGAGUUCAAUAGUUUUCUAGCCAAGCGCCAAAACAGUCAUAUAGCUAAAGCAGUGGUAGACAAUGCUAUUAAUAAGACACUGGAAGAUAUGGGUGUUUCUCCAGACACCAAUAGUGAUAACUUUGUAACUGGAAAGUGCCAUGUAGAAGAUGCUGGAAUAUCACAGGCUAUACAGAGUCAGGGCCUUAUCCCACAACACCAGGCUAUACACAGUCAGGGCCUUGUUUCCCAGCAUCAGGCAGUGUGUAAUGCUAGACUAGCACCCAUUCUUUCCCAUGUCACUCACUUAUCUGACAUGGUUUUCUCUCAAGGUCACUUGCAGCCCAGUUGUUUGGCAGAUACUCAGAGCAUCAUUCUUGAUGAGAACUCGACUUUUGCCACCACCUCUGAUACAACAUCUGGAUCAAUGUCCAGUUCUGACCUUCUCGAUCAGGCUGUUUCUAUGGCAAUAUCCUCUCAAGGUUUAGCUCUUCAGAGAGAUGUUUUAUAGUCUUUUGGGUGCGUUAAUCAGCAGACAAGAAAUUUAUUGCCUUCUCGUAAGUAAUGUGUGGCCUGUUUGCACAGUAAAUGAUGAAUUACUAGGUUGAAAUUGGGAUCAUUUCAUACAGUUAUAUUGAAUUGUAUGUGAAAAGCUUAUAAUUAUUCAUAGUAUUUGUUGUAUUUCUACAUGUAUGCUGUGAUGAUGAUGAUCAUGAAGUACAUGCCAGAUGGCAAGAAUUUUUUUAUUUUACAACAGUUGCAAAUAUACAGUUUAGCAAAUAUUUUUAAGCCAGAUACAUGGGACAUGUUGUCAUAUCAAUUAGAUAAGGAAAAAUAUUAUAAAAUCAAAUUUAGUUUCUAAAUGUAUUCAGUAUAACUUCUGCCAAUGCAAUAUAAUAAUACUCACUGUAUUGUCAACACUGAAUAAGUAUGUGUAUAUUCGUUUAGGGUCCAUUGGAAAAUGGCAUGUAAACACCUUCCAGUCAGAGAUGGAAACACAAAUUUUCUUUGGUACAAUUUCCAGUAUGAAAAAAAAAUAUUGAAAUAUUUAAGCCAGAUAGCAUAUAGGUUAACAUUACAUUAUACAGUGUAUCAUAUAGUGAUAUAAUGAUAUAUAUAUUAUAUUAAAAUCAAUUUCAGCUUCCACCCAUAGACCUACUGAAUUCAACAUUUUAGUAAAUGAUUAAUGAUAUAUUGUAAAAGAAAUUAGACAUGUUCAUAAUGCUCAGGACAUGUAGUGUAUUUGUGCAGUAAUUUUAGACUACUUGAAGUUUGCUUGUCACUAAAUUAUUUUUUCAGAAUAAAUGUAUAGGUCCUGGAGUGAAGUUUUGACAUCAUGUUUUAAUUUUUGAAUUCAUAAUUGCCAGUUUUUGUGAUAAAAACAUUGAUUUAACCUACAGUAAUAUGUAAGUGUUAUUCAAUUUGCCAUGUACUUAAUCUAAACCACAGAUGUCAGUUAUUGUUUUUCCUCAUUUUAAAAACCAUCACGAUAUAUGUGCAGGUACAUAAGUGUAAUAUACAAAAGUUAAGAAUUGUUUAAAUCAAUUACAUAGUGUGUGCAUGUAAUGUGUAUGUAUAUAAUAUAUAUAUUGAUGUACUUUUAAGAUUGUGAAUAUUUGAGUACAUAUUACAUUGUGCUUUUAUUUUAGUUUUCAAAACUGAUUAUUUACAUUUUUAGAUAAUGUUUAUUUAAAAUCAUUGCAAUAUUUUACAUUUUUCCAUAUAUUAUAUACCAUACUGAUCA
Molecule: messenger RNA, 2534 nt
Organism: Ylistrum balloti
Lineage: Eukaryota; Metazoa; Mollusca; Bivalvia; Pectinida; Pectinidae
Exons: 2
Coding region: 213-1301 (362 amino acids)
Source: RefSeq, a predicted model, not a curated record